This is a messenger RNA of Symbiodinium sp. CCMP2592, 687 nucleotides long. NCBI's taxonomy places the organism in Eukaryota, Dinophyceae, Suessiales, Symbiodiniaceae. The record is from the annotation of a GenBank genome assembly.
AUGCUGUGCGAGUCUCGAAGGAGCGCGGAGAACUGCUGCAGCGUGAAAUCCGUCAGCCCCGUGCCCGCGUCAGGCGUCCCUCUUCCGGCAGUGACCGGGCGCGCGGGCCCAGCUCGGCAGCGCAUCCCGGCUUGCCUCCAUAAGUCUCGAAUCGAGUCGAGCCUCCACUGCAGAGCCUUGGAGAGUGCGCAUGAGCGUGCUAUGGCUCCGUGGUGGCUCCCGGCACUUGGGCUGCUCUUCGUGGCUGCCGGCCUCUGGCUGGCAUGCAGCGAUGAGGGGGAGGACAGCACGGAAGAGGAGGUGGAGGAGGACGAGGAGGAACAGUAUGAUGACAAGAUGUCGUCCCGGCGAGCUUCUCUUGGUCGGACAGAAGGGGAUGACUCUCGACCCUCGCGGGGCUCGGAUGCCUAUUGGCAGGAGCCAGGCGACGCACGCAUGGCCCGCGGAUGGCUUCUGCUGGUCUCGGGCUUUGUCUUAACUUGGCUGUUGGCAGUCUUGGUGGCCUUGCCAGUGACCGCGAAGCUCCUGGCUUUGGCCGCCCCUGGCUGCUUGAUUGGGUUGGUCGCGGCCAAGCACGUGGGCACCGGCGGCGACAAGUGGAUGCUCGUUCCAAUCACUCUGUUGUGGUUGUGGUGUGCGGCGGUGCCUUUCCUCGACCAUGUGACCUGGUGGCAUCGACCCAGCUAG